Scomber scombrus (Atlantic mackerel) is the source of this 10845-nucleotide messenger RNA. RefSeq lists its product as uncharacterized. The record is from RefSeq and is a predicted model, not a curated record. NCBI's taxonomy places the organism in Eukaryota, Metazoa, Chordata, Actinopteri, Scombriformes, Scombridae. Gene Ontology annotation, biological process: telomere maintenance; DNA repair. Gene Ontology annotation, molecular function: DNA helicase activity; ATP hydrolysis activity. The transcript is spliced from 15 exons. Bases 1 to 9996 code for a protein of 3331 amino acids.
AUGCCUCGUCCGAAGUCCUUCCGCAGAGCCCAGGAGGACCCGCAGCGUAUCGUGAUGGUGGGUCGGCAGGGGGCUCCCAGUGCCAGCGUUGCACGCCGUGGUACUGGAAUUCGCCACAGGGUGGAGCAAUGGCCGGCUUCUCUGCUGACUGGCCGUCAGCACAAGUUGGUCAUUCCGGAUGAUGCCCCCGGCAAGAAGUUGGUUCUUCUUGUCGGUGACUCGCAUCUGCGAAGCUUCGCAGAUCGACACGUGAAGUUGCCAGAGGGGUGCUUGUCCUUCGCUGUCAUGUCGACGCCGGGGGCCUGUGCAGCUCAGUUGAGGACCGAGGUGCUGAACGCUACAGUGCCUCGGACCCCUGACUUGGUCUGUCUCAUGGCUCCUAGCAACAACCUGACAGCGAGCCGGACAGUGGACGAGGGCCGGGCCGACUUCGCCAAGCUCCUGUGCGCGGUUUGCACACGCUGGCCUAAGGUGAUCGUCAUGGACUUCGUGCCGCGCUUGGUGGUGGAUGAGGAGCUCCAGGCUCACUUCCGGAACGCCUUCAGCCACGUUGCUGCAAGCAUGAAUGUCCCGUACAUCCAUCUUGCAGACAACUUCCCCACGAAGCGUCUACAGCUGUGGUGCAGGGACGGCGUCCACUUGAGUGACGAGUACGGGAUGCCUGUACUUGCUGACUUGCUGUGGAAUGCCGCCUACACCCAGCUGGCGACGCCGCCACCGGAGCCCCAGGUGCCUCGCAGGACGUCUCCCAGGUCGGCCGUUCCGAGACGCCUUCCACGUGUGGUCGUCAAGGGGAAGAUUGUCGCUCCGCGCCAGCCAGGCCCCGACGGCUGGUGGCUUGUGGAGGGCCGUUGGAAGAGGAAGCGUCCCAGGGAGGAGGAGUCGAGUGACGCGGGCCAACGUGGGAUGCCCACUCUGCGGGAGUGUUUCAUCCCACUGAACCCGGUGCGAUUCAGCAGCGUCGUUCUGCAUGCUUUGGAGAGGGCGGCUCCGUCUGAUCUGUCCAGGCCUGUGCGCACUGCGCCACCUGGCAAGAAGAAACCCCGCAUGGACUGUCAGCCCAAGGCAGUCACUUCCAAGCGGAGACUGGCUCGACAGCAGGUGAAGGCUGUUGUGGAGACUGCUCCUGUGGAAGUGGUGGUGACGCAGAGGGAUGCUCCUGCUGCCACAGAGUCAUCGCCCCCCAGCCUCGCGGACCUGGUCGUGACGCAGAGGGAGGCUCCUGCUGCCUGGGUCACAGAGUCAUCGCCCCCCAGCCUCGCGGACCUGGUCGUGACGCAGCGGGAGGCUCCUGCUGCCUGGGUCACAGAGUCAUCGCCCCCCAGCCUCGCGGACCUGGUCGUGACGCAGAGGGAGGCUCCUGCUGCCUGGGUCACAGAGUCAUCGCCCCCCAGCCCUGUGGACUUUGUCCUGAUCCAGGAAGACUUCCCGCCGUUGUGCUCGCCGACAGACGUCAAAGGUAGGACAGACAUUGACUCUCCUUGUUCAGGUUCAGUGAGUUCGCACACUGAUGUUACUGCUGACCACGAGGACUGUACAUCUGCUGAGGUUAAAUGGAUUAGGGGGAGCUUCCAUCAGGGCGAUCAAAGAUUUAAAUACCCAGGGGUUCAGUGUAUGCCCAUAGCUUUAGCAAGCUUGGCUGAACACACAGUCCGUAGUGUUUUCUCGUGGCGGCGUCGCGAUUUGGACCAUGUUCUCCAUCUAGGCAAUGACUUGUACGCAUUCUUGCGUGAGAACAAGAGGAUCGGUGGUAGUUCCCAGAUCUUGUCUGUUCCUGAAUUGCCAGGACAACAUGUUUUUGACGGCCAGCAGUUUACCUUUGAUUAUGGUAGUGACUAUGUAAGUGGUGUGGUCAAUGUAGUUGAUGGGGAACUUGUUGAACCUGGUUUUCCCACCUCACUCCUACAUGGAUUGGAGAGGAUGCUUGGGAAUUAUAGCACGUGUUUACUGACCAUGGCUGGUACUACAUGCGCGGUUAUAAGUCAGAAUGGUAGAUAUGCUGUUGUUGAUUCACACGCACGCAGCGCUGCUGGAUUGGUAAGUCCUUAUGGUCGAAGUAUAGCUGCAUAUUUUAGUUGUGUUAGAGACCUGCAUGAGUACAUAUGCAAUUUGGCUGCAUCACUCGAUACAUAUCACACAUGUUUUGAGAUAGCUGGUGUGUGUGUCUCUCACAUAGUGUUUGCUGAUUCUCCUGCUGGUGAUGCAGAUGUUGUGGUUGUGCGUGAUGAUGCUCCUGCAGAUGUUGUGGUUGUUAGUGGUGAUGCUACUGCAGCUGAUGCAGAUGUUGUACUGCUUAGUGGGGAUGCUACUGCUGCUGAUUCAGAUGCUGUGGUUGUUAGUGGUGAAUCUCCGGUUGUUAGUGGUAAUGCUCCUGCUGAUGAUGCAGAUGUUGUCUUUGUCAGUGAUGAAACGUGUAAACAGCUGCAGUUUGAGCCUCUCAGUAAGGAGGUUGCCCAGUCGGUCUGUAAACGGUUGAAUGUAGAGUGUGAGAAGCUCGAUGAGGUAGUGUCUGUAGGAGUUGGUUUGUUAGGGUCUCCUUGUAAGAAGGACAACAUAGUGGCUGAUGGGAACUGUUUCUUUAGGGCAGUGUCUCUAGCUGUGAGUGGAACACAGAAGAGUCAUAGGAAGCUUAGACUCGCUGUUGUUAAGCAUCUAGAGAAAAAUGCAUCACAAUACAAUAGCAUUUUGAGAAGUGAGUAUUCUUCAGUGGCAGAUUAUGUUAGAGAGUCAAAGAUGCGCUAUGUUGGCAGCUGGGCAACAGAGGUGGAAAUUCAGGCAGCUGCAGAUUGUUUAGGAGUUGAUAUCUUGACAUUUUGUGAUGGUAGAUGGCUAGAAUAUAGCUGUAAGUUUCAUGGUUUGUCUAGACAGGGGAUUUAUUUGGAAAAUUGUAAUGGUAACCAUUAUGAAACGGUUGUUUGUGUUUAUGAGCCUCAACUGCAGAGGUGUUAUGGUUUGUGUAAUGUGAGUAGUUCAGAUUGUAAAGUUUAUGACAUGAGACGACGUGGUACUGUAGAGAGUUGUAUAGAUGCAAAGACACAUACAUAUUCAAAGCAAUUCACAAGUGAAUAUGAUUUACAAACAAAUGAUAACAAUAACCUUAAUGUUCCUUCAAGUGUAGUUGUCAAUUCAUUACCUACUGAAAUAGCUGGAGUCCAUGUCAUGGAAACUAAGACUAAUGUUAUAGGAACAGAUGCUAAGUGUAACAUGCCAGUAAUAACUACCCAAAUGAAUGAAGCUCACCCAAGUGUCAAUAUUACAUUUGAACCAGAGAUUGAAUUUGUUGGUGACAUAUCAUCUACACAACUCACAUUUGAUCCACUUAAUAAAGAAGUUUCACAAGCUUUAUGUAAAAAGAUGAAUGUGGACUUUGAGAAAAGUGAUGAACCAGAGUGUUUACUAGUUGGUAAAUUAGGUAAACCAUGUAAAAAUGACAAAAUAGAGGCUGAUGGGAAUAGUUUUUUUAGAGCGAUUUCUCUAGCUAUUAGUGGAACACAAAAGAAUCAUAGGAAAGUUAGACUUGCUGUGGUUAAGCACUUACAAACUCAUGCUAGUGUGUAUGAGAAUACUUUAAAAAGUGGAUAUUCUUGUGUAUCAAAUUACAUCAAGUUUUCUAAAAUGAACUAUCUUGGGAGUAGGGCAACAGAAAUAGAAAUUCAGGCAACUGCUGAUUAUUUAGGGCUCUCUGUAUUUACUUAUUGUGGUGAUAGAUGGAUAGAAUAUUGCUGUAAUGAUAAACUUUUGUCAAAGAAAGGAAUCUAUCUGAACCAUUGUAGUGGUAACCAUUAUGAAACUGUUACUUGUGUUCAUACACCACAGUUACAUAGCUGUUAUGGUUUUUGCCAAGUUAAGGUUUUUAAUGAUAGACGUUACAAUAUGAGACAGCAUGUUUUAAAAAGUCCUCUUGAGAGUCAACUAACUACUACAGGUGAUAGUGGAAAUACAAUCAGGUAUAGUCUUUCCAAGUACCUCAAAAACAAAAUGACUAACAAACAUUAUUUGCAUAAUGUGACAUAUAAAGAAAGGAAAAAUAAAUUGCGUGUUGCUAAAUAUCAUAAUGAUCCGUCACAAAGACUAAAAGAAAACAACUUAUUUACAAGGAGAUAUUGUCAUGAUGUGCUGUUCAAAGAGAAAAUAAAAAAGUACAGUGUACAUCAGUAUAAAGUAAAUGAAGAACAUAGAGAGUAUCUGAAGAACCUCAGUAAGUGCAAAUACAAACUCAAUGAACUGCAUAGAGAAAAACUCAAACAAUUUAAUGAAAAGAAGUAUAAACACAAUGAAAAACACAGACACAAUGUUAAGGAGUUAAGUACAACCAAAUACAAAGACAAUGAAAAACACAGACACAAUGUUAAGGAGUUAAGUAAAACCAAAUACAAAGACAAUGAAAAACACAGACACAAUGUUAAGGAGUUAAGUACAACCAAAUACAAAGACAAUGAAAAACACAGACACAAUGUUAAGGAGUUAAGUAAAACCAAAUACAAAGACAAUGAAAUACAUAGACACAAUGUUAAGGAGUUAAGUCAAAGCAAAUAUAAACACAAUGUUGUUCAUAAAACCAAAGUUAAGGAGUUCAGUAUAAAUAAGUAUAAGCAUAAUACAGUUCAUAGAGAUAAAGUAAAAGAUUUCAGUAUUAACAAAUAUAAACAGGAUGCAAUUCAUAGAGAACGUGUUAAAGCCAUUAGUGAAGCUAAAUAUCAUGGAAGUAAUGAAUAUAAAUUACAUGUCGCAUCUGCAAACAAGGUGAAGAGACUACACAAAAAAGAAAAACAGAAGGACUUUGAUUUUGUAAUGGAACAAUUUUUAGAUAAGGUUGAAGUUGGGCCAAAUUCUGUUUGUUGUGUUUGUCUUAGAUUAUUAUUUAAACACCAGGUUAUAAAUUGUAAAAAACAUAAUUAUAACAAAACUACGGUAUCAGGUUCAUUGGCUGAAAUGUGUAUAACAGAAGAAUAUUUGCAUAAAUGUAAUGAGGAUUGUACAAAUCCAUGUCAGUGGUUAAAUUCAGAAAGAGGGCAAUUAUGGAUAUGUCAUACUUGUAACUCUAAACUAAGUAAAGGUAUACUGCCUCCUGAGUGUUCAAUAAAUAGUUUAAGUGUUGAUCCCAUUCCACCAGAAUUAGCAUGUUUGAAUAGCCUAGAGCAACAUUUGAUUGCAUUACAUAUUCCAUUUAUGAAAAUGUUGGCUUUACCUAAAGGUGGGCAAAAUGGAGUACAUGGACCAGUGACAUGUGUUCCUGCAAACAUUGUACAAACAACAAACUUAUUGCCACGUUCUAAUAUGGACAGUCAACUGUUGCUUGUUAAGUUAAAGCGUAAAUUGACUUAUAAAGGGCAUUAUGAGUAUCAGUAUGUUGACACAACACGCAUUAGGAAGGCUAUUCAGUAUUUAAAACAACAUAAUGUGUAUUAUGCAGAUGUUGAAUUUAAUGAGGACUGGCUUAAUGAUUUUUGUAAAGAGCAAAAUGAAAAACAUGUUGAAACACAGUGUGAUAACAAUGUAGAAACAAAUGAAGUGCCUACAGAUGUAGUUGAAGAAGAGCUUCUACAUGAUCGACAGAAACAUUGUAUGUAUCAAGACACAUGCCUUAUGCCUGUUGAUAUUGGUCAAGAAACACUCGAUCAGUAUUUUCAGGAUAUAUUGAAUAUUGCACCAGCAGAAGGUAACAAUCCAGUGAAAUUGCUGUCUGAUCAAGCAAAUGAAGCCAAAUGUUUUCCUGUGUUGUUUCCACAAGGUAAUAGUACAUUUCAUGAGGAAAGGGCUAAUCAUUUGACAUUAUCACGUUAUUUAAACAACAGGAUUUUACAUGUUGAUGGUAGAUUUGCACAAGAUGUAAAUUAUAUCUUUUAUGGCCAGUACAUGUCUGAGGUGCAGCAGGUUGUGUCAAAAGUGUCUAUAGCUUUACGAAAAGGGAGAAGUAGUGGUUCUGAUAAGGUUAAAGAAAGUAAUAUAAGACAUUUCCAAAAUAAUGAAGAGAAAUUGAAGAAAUGGUUGGAAUUUGAUGAUGGCUAUCGUUUCCUAAAACCAAUUCGUGGCACUCCAGCUUUUUGGCAAGAAGCUCAACGUGAUUUGCUCGCUUGUGUCCGUCAAUUAGGACUACCUACUUGGUUCUGUUCCUUUUCUUCUGCUGAUUUGCGUUGGCAAAAUUUACUAAAUACCAUUUUGAAGCAGGAGGGUCGAGCACAAACAGCGGCAGAUUUAGAAUGGGCAGACAGGUGUGAGUUAUUGCGUCGCAAUCCUGUCACUGCAGCAAGAAUGUUCGAUUAUCGUUGGCAUGUUUUCUUGAAGGAGGUUCUUAUGUCACCGUCACAUCCAAUUGGUAAAAUUAAAGACUACUUUUAUCGUGUAGAAUUUCAGCAGCGUGGUUCACCACAUGUACAUUGUUUGUUUUGGAUUGAGAAUGCGCCAAUAAUUGAUAAAAACACUGAUGACGAGGUUGUAGCAUUUAUUGAUAAAUAUGUGACCUGUGAGUUACCACCACAAAACGACCCAUUAUUGGACACUGUUUCAUCUGUGCAACAACAUUCAAAGACACAUUCAAAAAGUUGUAAAAAGAAAAACACUACAUGUAGAUUCCACUUCCCAAGGAUACCAUCUGCUAGAACAUUUAUUUCACGCAGUCCAGCCGAGGAAGACCUUACAUUUAAAUGUAAAUGCCAAGAUGAUGCACCAUGUACAUGUGGUAAACGAGGCAAACACAAAGAGGAAAGAAUGAAAAAAGACUAUGCAGAAAAGAUUCUGGCCAUCAUCAAAAAAGAAGUAUCCGAACAGAUUAAUUCUAAUGUUACAAUUGAGGCUUUGCUUCAAAGUAAAGGGAUCAACCAAGGUGUUUUAGAGGCUGCAUAUAAUCGUAUAGCCAAAAAAACCAGCAUUGUGUUAAAAAGGCAGGUUACUGAAGUCUGGAUAAAUCAAUACAGCAAACCACUAUUAAAAUGUUGGAAUGCAAAUUUAGAUGUCCAAUUUGUAGUUGAUGCAUACGCAUGCAUUGUUUAUAUCAUUUCCUACAUUUCUAAAUCAGAACGAGAAAUAGGUUUAUUGUUAGGCAACGCACAUAGGGAAGCAUCAAAAGAUGGAAAUAUCAGUGCAAAAGAAGCAUUGAAAACUUUAGGCAGUGUGUAUUUACACAAUCGAGAUGUGUGUGCUCAGGAAGCAGUGUACCGGCUCACUAAUAUGCAUUUAAAAGAAUGUUCAAGAAAAGUAGUCUUUGUGCCUACAGGAGAGAAUAUUGUUAAAAUAAGUUUGCCAUUAAGUGUAUUGCAGAAAAUAUCAAAGUCUCCUGAGACUAAUACUCAUAACAUCUGGAUGAAAGGUUUAGUUGAUAGGUACCUAAAUAGGCCCAAUGACAGUACUUUCAAUAAUAUGUGCAUUGCCACAUUUGCAUCAGAAUAUCGCAUUCUCAGUAAAAAUGAACAUUGCAAAAAUCGAAUACAAUUACAGAACGAUUGUGGUUUUGUUGCCAAACGAAGUAAAACUGAACCUGCAGUCAUUCGCUAUGCACGCUUUUCAGAAACAAAAGCAACAGAGUUAUUCUAUCAUAGUAUUCUGCAGUUGUUUUUGCCAUAUCGCUGUGAAGAGCAAUUGAAGCCUACAAAAUAUGACACAUAUGAAGACUUCUAUAAACAUGCUCAUGUUGGAUUAGGUGAGGACACAUUACAUUCAGUCAAGGAAUUGGUAGAUGGAAAUAGGAAACAAUUUGAGGUGAAUGCUGAUGAAUUGGAUGACAUACAGGAUAGGAUUGAUUUGGAAGGAAUUGCAGAAGAUGCCUGGGGUGCAUUGUGUCCAGAACAGGAAGUGGAACGUUUGGAAUCUUUGAUGGAAAUGCAAGAAACAGAACAAUUUGAUGAAGGUGUUAAAGAAAACAUUCCAGAUUUAGCAACAAGUAGGAAACAAGAAUCACAUUUGGAAAAAAGGAAUAAUAUUAUGAGUAGAUCUGAUGGAUUGGCUCUAAUUAGAUCUUUGAAUGAAACACAACGUUCAGUUUUCUACCAGAUUAGACAGUGGUGUUUGGACAAAGUAACAGGGAGAAAGCCUGAGCCAUUUCAUCUGUUUGUUACAGGUGGUGCAGGGACAGGAAAGAGCCAUUUAAUCAAAGCCAUUCAAUACGAAGCAAUGAGAUUGUUGUCACCAAUCUGUUCUCAACCAGACAAUAUUUCUGUUUUAUUAACUGCUCCAACAGGAAUAGCUGCAUUCCACAUUGAUGCAACUACCAUUCAUAACACAUUUAGUAUUGGCCUAGAUGUACGCCUACCAUACACACCCUUAGGUGAGGAAAAAGUUAACUCAUUGCGUGCAAAAUAUAGAGAUUUACAAAUAUUAAUCAUUGAUGAAAUAUCAAUGGUUGAUAACAGAAUGUUGACAUAUGUCCAUGGGAGGUUACGGCAGUGCAAACAAACUGGUGAUUUCUCUCCAUUUGGAAAUGUUUGUGUUAUUGCAGUAGGAGAUUUCUUCCAGUUACCUCCAGUAAGAGGAAAGCCUUUGUAUGAAGAUGCUGUUGGAGCAAACCUGUGGUCUACUUUGUUUAACGUUGUUGAACUGACAGAAAUUGUUAGACAAAAAGAUAAUGUGUUUGCUGCAUUGUUAAAUAGAAUAAGAACUCGCUCAAAGGAUUCUGCCAUGUUAACUUCAGACAUAGAAAUAUUGCAGAAUUGUGAGACAGGUGAAGAGACCACAGCUUUACAUAUUUUCCCAACAAACAGACAAGUUAAUGAACAUAAUGAUGUGCAGCUGAUAAAAGCAUGUCCUGAAUAUGACGAAGUACAUGCUCAGGACUUUGUCAAUAACAAAUUGACAGGCAAACUGGAGUUGAGAAGUGGUCACCAUACACGAACACACAACACAUGUUUACCUGAAGUUUUAUUAUUGGGUAAGGGUGCACGUGUAAUGUUAUGUAAAAAUGUGGAUGUUAUGGAUGGUCUUGUGAAUGGUGCUUGUGGCACAGUAACUGACAUCAUUUUUCCUGAGAGAAAUACUUUUCCUAAGAAAGUCUACGUUAGAUUUGACGACGAUAAAGUUGGAGCAAAGCAAAAGAACCAAUGCUUAAACAAUACACAUGUAGCAAUGGGAUCUAUUGGAAUUGAUGCAGUAGACGAGAAAGUUACAAACAAAGGUGGUGUACGUAGACAAUUUCCUCUAAAACUUGCAUGGGCUUGCACAGUACAUAAAGUUCAAGGUAUCACUGUAGAUAAAGCUGUUGUGUCUUUAGAUAAAGUCUUUGCUGCAGGACAGGCAUAUGUGGCUUUAAGUCGUGUUAGAAGUCUGUCUGGAUUGGUCAUUCAGGACAUGAAUCAAAAGGCCAUUUAUUGUAAGGAUAAUAUCAAGCAUGCAAUACAAAGUAUGCCAUCUUAUCUCAAAGAAGAUAACAUUAGGCAUGAAUUAAACACAAGUACUUUUAAUGUAUGUUUAAUAAAUGUGCAAAGUUUACGAAAACACAUAUCUGAUUUGGUAUCAUGUAUACAGCAUUUGAAGCUUAACUCCAUUGCUGUUACAGAAACAUGGCUACCUGCUGCAACAGAUUUAAGAACAUUUGACAUCAAUGGUUUUGCUUUACAUAGUCAUCCACGAAGUGCAUCAUACAAUAGCUGUAUUCCCGCAAUGGUGUCAUUACAACAACAACAACAUGGUGGUGUUGGCUUGUACGUGGCAGAUAAUAUGCCUUAUGACAUCCUCCAAAUACCACCAUUUGAUCUAGAAUGUUUAGUUUGUAAUUAUGUUGAACUCAACAUAUUAUUAGCAGUCCUUUAUCGACCACCAUCAUAUCCCAUGAGCAUGUUUAAAGAAAAUUUGUGUAAGUUAUUACAGUGGCUAAAUACAAAAUGUAACACCAUUGCAAUCAUGGGAGAUUAUAAUGAGGACAUAUUGAAAUUAUCAUCCAUCUGCAAAUUACUACAUGAAAAAGGAUAUAAUCAAUAUGUCACACAACCAACAACAGAAAAAGCUCUACUUUGUCAGAUCGUCUGCAAAGCCCACACUCUGAACCUGUUUGCUCGCAAUUAUAUCUGAUUCCUGCUUUGUGACCCCGGACCUGCCUGUAUCCUGACGACUCUUCUGCCCCGGAAAACUAGACCUGCCUUCUGCCUUCUCGACUCCUAACUACUCUUCUACCCCGGUAAUUCUGACCAGCCUUCUACCUUUGCACUACGAUUUUGGAUUCUCCUUGAACUGUACUUCUGCCUUCUUUCAUCGUGCUGUUGUGUUUGUGUUCCCCCCCACCAGGACUCUGGUCCUCUGGUCGUCUGUCUGACCCGUGACAAGAACUUGGGGUUUCUUUUGAUUUACGCUUAUUUAUUUACAAUAGUGCAAAUUGCAUGUUAUGCUGUCAUUGCAAUUGUAACUAUGAAAUGUUUGUAUGUAAAACACAUUGACUUGUAAGUAAUUGUUUUUUAAUUUUGUAUAUAUAUUUUGUUCUGUAUAUUGGUUUAAUUUAUUAUCAGUAUUGUUUUAAUUGAUAUGUUUCAAUGUGUGUCCUUCACACAUCAACCUCUUGUGACAUUAAAGAUACAAUAUUUUGCACAUUUGACGUGUGACUAGUAUAUACCUAUAUUACGGAUGUUACAUUUACAUCUAACAGUACGAUUGUGUUAAAGACAAAACUACCAUACGUAUCCAGAUAAUUGUUACAUUAAUUGUAUUGUAUUCCAUGACAGUUUAAUUGUAUUUGUAUAUCUUAAUAUAUUUGUGUACUGUAUUUGGGUUGCAAUCAUUAUUCGGGUUUCUUUUGAUUUAGGCUUAUUUAUUUACAAUAGUGCAAAUUGCAUGUUAUGCUGUCAUUGCAAUUGUAACGAUGAAAUUGUAACUAUGAAAUGUUUGUAUGUAAAGCACAUUGACUUGUAACUGACAAUAAAAAGUGCU